Molecule: messenger RNA, 2172 nt
Organism: Botrytis fragariae
Lineage: Eukaryota; Fungi; Ascomycota; Leotiomycetes; Helotiales; Sclerotiniaceae
Exons: 2
Coding region: 1-2172 (723 amino acids)
Source: RefSeq, a predicted model, not a curated record
AUGUCUUCCUCGGAUGAAUUCGUCAAUCUCACAUACAAACGUAACGGAACCUCAAAUCUGACCUCUGCUCCCAUUCCAAAGAGAAGCGAACGCUUGACUUUUCUCAAUCUUCCUAACGAAGUUCUACACGCUAUAUUCAGACAGCUUCUUAAGGAGGCUCAAGACAAAAGUUCAAGAUUCUCUAACUAUGGAAUUCAAACGAGACAUAUCAAGAAUGCACUCAAUAUGCUAUCGAUAUCCAAGGAUGUGCGAGCUAGAUUUUUGCCAGAAUUUUAUCGAGAAACGAUCAUUCCGAUUACACUAGACCUCGAGGAAUCUGAUUAUCUGGGAUACCCUGAGAUUUAUGAAUCGGAAGGAGGCUGGAUAGAUAUAGUAGAAGCGGCAGACUUCAAUUUUGAAACAAUACCGGUCCACAAUGAGCAUGAACAAUACCCCGGUCUUAUUGAAAGUAAUCGACAGAGAUUGGACAAGUUCUUAGUUCAUCACGGCAGUCAAAUCAGGCGCAUCAAGUUGAACAUUAGUAGCAUUGGGGAUUAUGCUGGCCCAGUCUUAUCUGAGGACGCGGACUUGUACAGACUGUUCAAAGCAAGAAUCCAAAAAGUUAUUGAGCAAUUGUUAGGAAAUGGGGAAGUAGGAACACCAAGAAGGAGGAAAAUACUUGAGCUUAGGUUGUGUGUUCAACCAGACCGUGAAUACCCACAAGAAGACGAAGACGAAGACUACAAUAACUACACAUUUGAGUGCGCGUGCUUCAAUAUUCUAAUGUCACUUCUCGAGCCAUUGAGAGAGCACCUUGAUUCAAAACAAUGUGCGAAGUUGGAUUGGAAUGGGGUCUAUGUUCUCAAGGCUACCGACAUCAAUUGCGGAAUCUUUUCUUACGAGAGCAUUUCAUUUGUCAGGGACAUGAUUACUGAUCUGACAUCAGAAGAACAGAAUUUACGAUGUCAGUGGGCAAAAGAGCAAUUGUCACGAAACGUCGAGGUGGACAAAGAUCUCGUAUCAUUGCCUGUAGAGAGGAAUGAAGAUCAAUGGGUCAACUUCUGGAGGAAUCACAGGGAUGUAAAUCCGUACCGUCUAGCAUGUAUCAAUUUUCUCUAUCCUAAGGGUAUUGCUCAGGCGCAUAAAACACAUCCUGUAGAGUCUGAAUGGGUUCUAAAGAUUCUAGAAUCGUCUUCUUUGAUGUGGGACAUUCAUGAAAUUCGACUCGUUCUUGAUUUAUUGCGUGAAAGAAAAAGAAAUUACGUUAUUGAAAGUGUGUAUAUUGGCGAUAUUGAAAAGAUUGACCCUAUCAUCAUGACCUCUCAGACCCCUUCUCAUGUACCCGUUGAAGAUAAGGACUCUACGACAAUUGACGAAUCAACAGAGAAUCAUCACUCCACUCUAUUAUCAGAUGAUUUCCAAAACGCAAAUCACUCCCCCAACACCGGCAGCAGCUCCGCUCCACGACUUCCACCCCCUCCUCCUCCUCCCCCCAGUUUCCCCAAACCCUUCACUCCAGCAAAGUUACCACCCGUUCCAUCUCCUCCACCUAUCGGCCCUCCAAAUACCCUCCUCAUAGAACUCCUCACAUACAACGGCUACCCCUACAAAGACCACUGGGCCUAUUUCAUCCGAUCUCCCUCCCACACCUCCAUCGGCGUUCGUCUUCACGCCACUGGAGAUGUGAGGAAUGGGUUUCGUUUUGAGAUUCAGCAUGAAUAUAAUUUAUAUACCACUGAGGAUAUUCCUACGAAGAGGAUUCCAUUGCAGUGGGCUGACGGGGGGAGAGUACCAGAUGCUGGGGGUUGUGGGGUGGAUGUAAGUGUGAGUGUGAAUGUGGAUAUGUAUAGGAGAACGGUCUGUGCGUUUGAGAAAAGUGUAAGAAAAGCAGAGGUACCCGGGAAGACGUUAAAUUCCGUGGUAGACGAGGUGUGUGAGAUCUUUUCAUAUUCAAUUCUAUUCAAGUAUCAAAGGCUUUUUAUUUUCUACCCCUUAUCUCCUCCACAGCAGAUUACUCCAAAUCCACAUCACACAUUUACCACACUAACAUACCCCUCUCCAAAGACGCACCUAGGCAAAAAAAUCAUCCAAAAGGAUUGUCAAUCAUGGCUCGUCGAGGCCGCCGACCACUUGGUGCAAGAUGGAAUUUUCGAACCCGAGAUUGCGGAGUUUCUUUACGCGGCUAGACAGUGA